This is a messenger RNA of Phialemonium atrogriseum, 877 nucleotides long. RefSeq lists its product as uncharacterized. The record is from RefSeq and is a predicted model, not a curated record. The transcript has a single exon. NCBI's taxonomy places the organism in Eukaryota, Fungi, Ascomycota, Sordariomycetes, Cephalothecales, Cephalothecaceae. Bases 204 to 629 code for a protein of 141 amino acids.
AUCUUCAUUUAACGCAACGCAGUCGCAGUUGUGUUUUUGAGGGUCCAAUACAAGUACAUGUAUCUAUCUCUGUUACAACUAGGAUAAAUACAGAUACAAAUACACCUCAUGGUCCAUGCCAGACGCAGGGUGGGCUGCCUGAUGACUGGGAACUGUUGCCGUCAGUCUCAGUCGCAGCCGUAGAUUCGAACAACUGCCCGGAUAUGUGCCUGCCUGCUCCGCUCAAUGGCAUCUGGCCCCGCCCUUCCUUUCUGCUUCUGGGUAGCUGCAGUUCUGGGGUGUUGGGUGUUGUUGAUCCGCCGAAGAACAUUUGCCUGAGGAUGUCUUACCAGUUUUCCACCGCUUCUUUAGUGGUGCCAACCAUCUUCUCUAGCGGCGUGUCGAGACAGACGACAUCGAGAUCAGAGUGCGCUGUUGGGUUCAUCGGAAAGGCGGAUGAGCAUAUGGACAACCCAGGCGGUGCCCUUUGCAAAGGUAGUAACAGUGAUCUGGGGAUGGAGUUAGUAUGCCAUGUUCCUGUAAGCAAAGACAAGACUCCGAUACUGUUAAUACGGAUUAUUGUGCCCGGAUUAUUCAGACACUCAGCCUUCCGCUCUCAAAUCUCUCGACAUGCAAAGGCCAAGGCAUAGACAAGCUCGCUGCGCAAUAUAUAGCCUUCACCAACCAUGUCUGUCGUGCAGUCUGCAACCACACAGCUGACAGACGCUGCAUCUAGCUAGGGGGUGAAGAGACAUGAGCAAAGAGAAGCUAUCUCGGGGGUAUCUCUCGGUACACAGCUCGUUGGGUAUAUUCACGUCGUAUUUCAUCAGUCCCGGUCAGCGGUCAUAUCUGACCGUAGCUAAUUACUGUAUUCCAUCUUUUCCCUCCUCCCCUCCCC